Messenger RNA from Phodopus roborovskii (desert hamster), 753 nucleotides. RefSeq names its product YjeF N-terminal domain containing 3 (gene Yjefn3). Gene Ontology annotation, molecular function: NAD(P)HX epimerase activity. Lineage: Eukaryota; Metazoa; Chordata; Mammalia; Rodentia; Cricetidae. The record is from RefSeq and is a predicted model, not a curated record. The transcript has 6 exons. Gene Ontology annotation, cellular component: mitochondrion. Bases 1 to 753 code for a protein of 250 amino acids.
AUGAGCGGCAGUGUAUCGGUCAACAAGAGCCUGGGAGAGGCAUCAGAGGAGAGGCGCUUUCUCAGCACCUCGGAGGCGACUGCCUUGGAGCGGGAGCUGCUGGACGAAUACCGCUUUGGGCAGCAGCAGCUGGUGGAGCUAUAUGGGCAUGCCAGUGCCGUGGCUGUGACCAAGGCAUUCCCUUUGUCCUCGCUGUCGCGCAAGGAGAGGACAAUUCUGGUCGUGUGCGGCCCGGAGCAGAAUGGCGCUGUGGGGCUGGCAUGUGCCCGGCACCUGCGGGUGUUCGAUUACCAGCCCAGCAUCUUCUGCCCUGCACGUUCGGCUGACGCGCUACAACGCGACCUGACCACGCAGUGCGAGAAGAUGGACAUCCCCUUCCUGUCCUUCCUGCCCGCCGAGGUUCGGCUCAUCGAUGACGCGUAUGGUCUGGUGGUAGACGCUGUGCUUGGCCCUGGAGUGCGACCUCCGGCCGGCGGACCCUGCGCACGCGCGCUGGCCACACUGAAGCGGCUCUCCAUCCCGCUCGUGAGCCUGGACGUUCCCUCAGGCUGGGACACCGAAGCUGGCGGCGAUUCCGAGGACGCCGUAAAGCCCGACGUGCUAGUGUCCUUCGCGGCGCCCAAGAGCUGCGCCGGCCGCUUCUCCGGGCGCCACCACUUUGUGGCCGGCAGGUUCGUGCCUGAAGAUGUCCGCCGCAAGUUUGGCCUGCGCCUGCCAAAAUAUGCCGGCACCGACUGCGUGGCCGCAGUGUAA